AACGACCAAAGUUUCUACCUUUCUCUUGAAGUUAACUGAUCAUCGUGAUGGAGGUGGAGAUCGGGCAGGCGGCGGCGGAAGCGCCUUGGCUGCGGCUGAACGAUGACCUGGUCGAGCUCGUCCUCUCUUACCUGCCCCUGCGAUCGGCAGUAGUCGCCGGCGCCGUAAGCAGGCAGUGGCGAAGGAUUGUCUCCCACCCUGGAUUCGCUAAACGCGCCGCCUCUUCCCGGCGGAGGCCGCCCUGGUUCUUCCUGUACGGCCAGAACAACGUGGUCCUCCGCAAGAACCAGGCUUUCGGUUUCGACCCGGACGCCGGCGAGUGGAUCGCGCUCCCUCCCUCGACCUCCGCGGUCCCCGUCGAAUGCUUCGCCGGCGCGGGCGGGUUCUUCUUCGCCACCAUCUCCGCGACCCGGUUCUGCUACGCGCCGCUUCUCCGUGGUCCCUGGCGUGAGACCUCUCCGCUGUUAUUCUCCCGUUACAACCCCCUCGUCGGCGUCUUCUCCUCUCCCGGAGGACGCCGUCGAUUCAUCGUGGUCGGCGGCGCCCGAUUCAUCGGCGGGCUAGUCAACCUCGAAGAUCCCCUCGCGGUCGAGAUCUACGACCCGGAGUCGGACUCGUGGGAGCUCUGCGCUCCGCUCCCGCCGGAGUUCCAGCCCGGGAACUCGUCGCAGUGGCUCUCCGCCGCCCUUCUGGCCGGUCGAUUCUUCUACGUGUUCGGGAUCUACUCCUCCUCCAUCGCCGCCUUCGACCUGAGCCGCCGCACUUGGAGCUCGUUCCAAACCCUCCGCCCCCCUGGCUUACUCUUCUCCUUCCUCCUCGCUUCCGGCGAUCGGCUCUUCCUCGCGGGCCUCUGCAACACCCCCGAAGGCCCGCCCUGUUUCUCCCUCUGGGCCGUCGACCACCGCACCAUGGACUACGCCGAGAUCGGCGCGAUGCCGAGCGACCUUCUUUCCUGCCUCUUCGAUACCGACGACGACGACAACAAGUUCGCCAGCCUCAAAUGCGUCGGCCUCGACGGCCUCGUCUACGUCUUCAACGAAGACCACCACAAGGCCUACCCAGCCUGCGUCUGCGAGAUCACCGAAACCUCCGCCGCCGCCGCCGCCGCCAACCUUCCGGCGACUUCCUCGCCGCAAAAUCUGCGAUGCACUUGGAGAAAGGUGCCGCCUUUGCCCAGUCCGGUGAAUCGAUUCCACAAGGUGAUCGCUUUCUGCUCCCCUGUUCCCCUAAACUCCGUCCUCCUCGCUGCUGAUCUAAAUAAUUAAGAAUCAUCUAUUUCCGCCAUUAAUAAGAUUCAGUAUCUUACAUUCCAACUGUUCUUCGAUCAAUUAAACAAGAUGCUAAAUUUCCUCAGAAAUCUCCCUUUGCAGUAACACUACUGUUACAGAUUCAAUUUGUGAUCUUCUUGUCUUGGAGUUCGUUCAUCUUUACAACUCCAUCCACUAGGAAUUCUAAAGCUUUGCUACUAACUUUAUAUCUAAAGGAGAAGGAGCAUGUGCACUAGUAGAAAUGCUCUUGGAGCUCAUCAAUUGCUUGGUGUUUCUUCUUAGUGCUGGGGGUAUGCUUUAACUCACCAGGCUCUGUUCUGCACUAUCUGAAAUUGAUUCAUGUGCUUCAGUAGUUGUGUUCUUUCGGAUGAAUCUAGUGGAUAGCGCAUGAGGUGUUAUCAUAAUGACAUAUGGAGUUUGAAUCUCAGUAAAAUUAAGAUAAAUAUAUCUUUUAUGUGCUAGUCAUUAUUCCAAA
This is a messenger RNA of Zingiber officinale, 1743 nucleotides long. Its product is annotated as F-box/kelch-repeat protein At3g24760-like. Gene Ontology annotation, molecular function: protein binding; ubiquitin-protein transferase activity. Lineage: Eukaryota; Viridiplantae; Streptophyta; Magnoliopsida; Zingiberales; Zingiberaceae. The transcript has a single exon. The record is from RefSeq and is a predicted model, not a curated record. The coding region runs from base 48 to 1265 and encodes 405 amino acids. Gene Ontology annotation, biological process: SCF-dependent proteasomal ubiquitin-dependent protein catabolic process.